AUGGAACCCCUACGGAGCGUAUCACGAAAAGACACUGAGAAAUCUGAAGCUCGUCGACAAACCAAUCGUUCCAAUGCUGCCAUUCAGCAUGUCACGGAUACAAUGAUUGCCGUGACAGAAUCUUUUCGCCAUCAUUACCAACAACAGCAUGGUGGUUACUCCCCAGCAGCUCCAGCUCCCACUUAUACGAAUAUCAACUCUUACCAGCCACGCAGCUAUGCACAAUCCAACAAUCGAUCCAAUUCUAAUUCUAAGUCACACGUUCGAAGCCCAUCGAGUGUCAGUGAAGUGUCCCAGGGCCUUCUGGACAUGGACAUAGUGAGCCAAAUGACCGUCUCGGACGUGUCACCCAUUUCACCUCAUCGAAACAAUUGCAUACCUACCGUACUUAUGUCAGGACGGCAUCCGAAUGCUGAAACAGACUCUCUCCUUGGCCGAGAGCUGGAGCCAGAGAUGAUUGAAACCUCUGCUCGCAUGCCCGAAGACUUAAUUCGACUCGCAACACCAAAUCUACCACCACGACUGGACACCCCUCAUACACCAACUCAUCGCUUUAGCGUUCCAAUAACUCUCGCCGAUCAUCAAUUUGACGCACCUCCAGCUCCAAAUACAGGUUUACAUCCGGCGGGCUUUUCGGUCAACCGCGGCGGACUUGCCCAAUCUGCGAGAGGUUUCGAAGCUUUCAGAGCGACGACGCAACAUCAUCAAUACAUGGUUCUCAGACCUGACAUGGGUACACGAGAGUUACCACUAGGCACAGUUACGCAUAUACGCGCAGGCUCUGAUCCAUACUCCUCUUCAUCUGCUACCCAGGGCUUGCGCAGGAAACCUCUGCACGAAGGAGCAAGACAGAUUGUGUUUAACCACCCCUGCAACGAAGGCCUCUUUGUUGCUGUCAUCUGUAUGGCCCAGCUUUUGACAUAUGCCAGUCUUGCGCAAACGUUGACAUCGGCACGGCGAAUUGGCGAAUCAUUCUUUGAACCAGAGCGUACGACACAUCUUGCGUGGUUCACUUCAGCAUACAUGCUGAGUUAUGCUGCGACUAUCCUUUUGGGAAACCGGAUCGGAAACGUAUGUGGUCAGAGAGAAGCCUUUGUCGCCGGGUAUUUUUGGUUUGCGCUCUGGAGUCUCGUUGCUGGCCUGAGCGUGUACAUGGGCAGUUCCGGAGGAGCCGUCUUCUUUUGUAUCUGUCGUGCAAUGCAAGGCAUCGGCCCAGCACUCAUUAUUCCCAAUGGCUAUGGGUUACUGCUGAGAGCCUAUCCUCCUGGACCUCGUAAGAUGGUUGCUAUGGGCUUGUUCGAUGCCUCUGCCCCUUGUGGGUUCGUCGUUGGCUCUGUCAUGACAGGGCUUUUCGCCAAAUACGCGUCUUGGCCAUGGGCUUUCUACUGCUUGACUGCAGUUUGCGCGGCCCUUGGUAUAUCGAGUAUGCUUGUGGUCCCCGCCAAGAGAGUUUUGGUCCAUAACUUCGAAGGCAAUCUUUGGAGACGCCUCGAUGUCUUCGGGUCUGUAACUGGCAUAUCUGCGUUGGUUCUUUUCAGUGUUGGCUGGAAUCAAAUACCUAUCGUAGGAUGGGACACCCCGCAAGCCUACAUCUUGAUUUUUACAGGAUGCCUGCUUAUUCCCUUGUUUAAUUAUUUCGAGUCUCAAGCCAGCCACCCUCUGGUACCAUUCAAGCAGAUCCACCUCACUGCUGGUAUUACACUUGGCUUUGUGACUGCCGCCUCGGCAGCGUUUGGGAUUUGGGUCUGGUAUUUUGCCCAGUUUAUCGAAGUUCUGAGAGGAUGGGGGCCUCUACUUACGAGCGCCGGUCUUGUACCGAUACUAGUAAUCGGUGUUGUCGUUGGCUUUGCUUGCUGGCCUUUCGCAAACCGCGAUUUCACCGCCCAGCUUGCUAUGGUGAGCUCUUCAAUAGCAAUCUUGAUCAGUUCUGCUUUGAUGGCUGCAGCUCCAGCAAAACAGGAGUAUUGGGCAAAUUCGUUUGUCAGUGCCAUCUUUAUGGGUGUUGGUAUGGUCUUGAUUAUCCCCACCGCUUCAACAGUGCUUGGGCGCGAUAUUCCCGAAGGACAGUUGGGACUUGCAAGUAGCCUUACCAACAUGGCGGCAGCAUUCGCUUUCUCGGUUGGGCUUGGUAUGGCAGGAGCUGUAGAGAUGGGAAAGAAAAACAACAAGAAUCCUUUGGGAGGGUACCGUGACGCACAGUAUUUUGGCCUAGGACUUGGAGGGCUGGCCUUUAUCCUGGCACUGGGUCUACUUUGCGCGGCAGUGUUUCGGCGUCGCAGGGAUUGA
Messenger RNA from Fusarium pseudograminearum CS3096, 2286 nucleotides. RefSeq lists its product as uncharacterized. Gene Ontology annotation, cellular component: membrane. Gene Ontology annotation, biological process: transmembrane transport. The transcript has a single exon. Gene Ontology annotation, molecular function: transmembrane transporter activity. NCBI's taxonomy places the organism in Eukaryota, Fungi, Ascomycota, Sordariomycetes, Hypocreales, Nectriaceae. The record is from RefSeq and is a predicted model, not a curated record. The coding region runs from base 1 to 2286 and encodes 761 amino acids.